Mesorhabditis belari is the source of this 1203-nucleotide messenger RNA. Lineage: Eukaryota; Metazoa; Nematoda; Chromadorea; Rhabditida; Rhabditidae. The record is from the annotation of a GenBank genome assembly.
AUGUCGCAUCGCAAAUUCUCUGCACCGCGCCAUGGAUCAAUGGGAUUCGUCCCAAAGAAGCGAUCAAGGACUCAUCGCGGAAGGAUAAAGGCGUUCCCCAAGGAUGACGCCUCAAAGCCCGUUCAUCUCACCGCUUUCGUCGGAUUCAAGGCAGGAAUGACGCACAUCGUCAGAGAUGUGGAUAAGCCUGGCUCAAAGGUCAACAAGAAGGAGGUUGUCGAAGCCGUCACCAUCAUCGAGACUCCACCAUUGGUUAUCGUAGGAGUCGUCGGCUACAUCGACACUCCACACGGCCCUCGUGCUUUCAAGACGAUCUGGGCCGAGCACCUUUCCGAGGAUUGCCGUCGCCGAUUCUACAAGAAUUGGUACAAGUCAAAGAAGAAGGCCUUCACCAAGUACGUCAAGAAGUGGCAAGACGAGGAUGGAAAGAAAUCGAUCGAGUCCGACCUCAACAAGAUGAAGAAAUACUGCACCACGAUUCGCGUCAUCGCUCAUACUCAGCAAAAGCUGUUGAAGAAGCGUGACAAGAAGGCACACAUUGUCGAGAUUCAAGUCAAUGGAGGAACCGUCGAGGAGAAGGUCAACUGGGCCCGUGAACACCUCGAGAAGCAAGUGCCAGUCGACAGCGUUUUCUCACAGGACGAACUCGUCGACACGAUUGGAGUCACCAAGGGACACGGAUUCAAGGGAGUCACCAGCCGUUGGCACACCAAGAAGCUUCCCAGAAAGACUCACAAGGGUCUCCGAAAGGUUGCUUGUAUCGGAGCUUGGCAUCCAUCUCGCGUUCAAUUCACCGUUGCUCGUGCCGGCCAGAAGGGAUACCAUCAUCGCACUGAAAUGAACAAGAAGAUCUACCGCAUUGGUCGCUCAUGCUUGACCAAAGAGGGCAAGAACAAUGGAGCCACAGAGUUCGAUGUCUCUGAGAAGACAAUCAACCCAAUGGGAGGCUUCCCUCACUACGGAGUGGUCAAGCAGGAUUUCAUCAUGAUUCGUGGAUGCUGCCUCGGAACCAAGAAGCGCCCAAUCACCCUCCGCAAAUCUCUCUACACGCACACAAAGCGCUUCGCCUUCGAGAAGAUCAACCUCAAGUGGAUCGACACCUCUUCCAAAUUCGGACACGGACGUUUCCAAACCCCUGCGGAGAAGAAGACUUUCAUGGGAAAACUCAAGAAGGAAUUCGCUGCCGAACAAGAAACCAAGGCU